Dromiciops gliroides (monito del monte) is the source of this 2009-nucleotide messenger RNA. RefSeq names its product C-type lectin domain family 4 member F-like. The record is from RefSeq and is a predicted model, not a curated record. The transcript has 6 exons. NCBI's taxonomy places the organism in Eukaryota, Metazoa, Chordata, Mammalia, Microbiotheria, Microbiotheriidae. Bases 64 to 1881 code for a protein of 605 amino acids.
UCCUUCCCGUUCUUUUCUCUGAACAAAAUUCUCCUGGAGAGACCAACAAAGAUUGGGUCAGAGAUGGGGGACCAGCCCAUGAUGGAGGAGAAAGAGCUAGCCAGCCCGAGUGCCCACUUCAAUACAGCUCACCAGCACAUUGUUCUGAAGCCUCAAGGUUUGUACAAGACCAAGAAGCGCUCCUGCCUCAGGACAUCAAGGAUGGUUUCAGUUAUUCUCCUCUUUCUACUCAUGGCUCUGGUGGCUACUAUUGUGUAUUUCCUACUAUUCAGAGAGGAGGCAGAUGUCCAAAUAUGUAAGGAUUAUUCUAAGAAUACCAGCACCUGUAAUGCUGGAUUCCAGAUGUUUAGAAGUUACCUGGAAAAUGCAAGUGCCUUAAAUUCCCAGAGCCCAGUGCUAAAAGGCAGUUUGGGCAAUGCUGAUAUUGAGAUCCAGAUGUUAAAAGAAGCUCUGAAAAACACCAGCACUCAGGCAAAGGAGACACACGGAAGUUUGAUGAGCAUCAGUACUCAGAUCCAGAUGUUAAGAGAAGAGACAGAGAAGAUCAGCUCCUUAAAUUCACAGACUCAAAGGUUAAACGGACAUUUGGGAACUGCUAGUGCUGAGAUCCAGAUGAUAAAAGGGAGUCUAAAGAAUGUUGAUGCCUUGAAAUCCCAAACCCAGAUGCUAAAACAUGAUCUGGAAAAGGCCAGUGGAGAGAUAAAGACUUUAAAGGAAGAUCUAGCAAAUGCAAGUGCUUUCCAUUCCCUGAUUCAGAUGCUGCAGAGUGGUCUAGAACUCGCCAAUGCUGAGAUCCAGAUGUUAAAAACUAAUUUGGAGGGCAACAGCACCUUACAUUCCCAGAUCCACAUGUUACAAGACAGUUUGGGGGAAAACAAUGCUGAAUUGCAAAGACUGAAGAAAGGUUUGGAAAAUGCCAAUACUUUUCAUGCCCAGGCCCAGAUGACAAGAGACAAUUUGGAAAGGGCCAAUGCUAAGAUCCAGGUGUUAAAUGAGCAUAUGGAAAAGACAAACGCUGAGAUCCAGAUAUUAAAAAAGGGUCUAGGCAAUGCUGGUGCACAGGCUCAGGCAGCAAACAAUGCCCUGAAGAAUGCCAGUACUCAGAUCCAGAUGUUAGGAGGAGAUCUUGGCUCUAUCAUUACCUUAAAGUCAGAGGUGCCGCUAUUGAGAAGUCAUUUGGAAAGAGUCAACAUGGAGAUCCAGAAGCUUAAAGAAGGUCUGAAGAGUGUCAGUGUCUUCACUUCCCAGACCCAGACAUUAACCAAAGAAUUGGCAAAAGCCAACGAUGAGAUACAGAAGUUAAAGACGGGUUUACAAAGAGCAAGCCAGAUCCCAGGAUUAAGGAGUGACUUGAAUAGAGCCAAUGAAGAGAUAAAGGACUUAAAGGAAAGAUUAGCAGAUGUCGGUGCUCUAAAUGCUGAAAUCCAAAAGUUAAAAGGUCAACUGGAGACAGUCACCCAGCAACAGGAAAUGGAGCAAAAGCACCUUCUGCAGAUGGUCGCCCAAGGCUGGCGCUUCUACGAGGGGAAGGCCUACUACUUUUCAAUCGCCAAAAAGUCUUGGGAUGAGGCUGAGAAAUUCUGCGUGUCCCACAAUUCUCAUCUGGCCUCAGUGACCUCAGAAGAAGAACAGGAGUUUCUGAAAAGGGGAACAAAUGGAGUUUAUCACUGGAUAGGCCUGACUGACAAAGGGACUGAAGGCAUCUGGCGCUGGGUAGAUGGGACUCCUUAUGACAAGAGGAAAGGGUCUUGGAACAAGAACCAACCUGAUAAUUGGAACCAUGGAAAUGGGAUCCAAGAAGACUGUGUCCAUUUUAUGGAGAAGUGGAAUGACAUGAUAUGUCAGAGACCUUACCCCUGGAUCUGCAAGAAGGUUCUGUAACGAUUGGCAUGACGCCACCUGCUGGAUACUUACUGUAGAAGAGUUCUGCCCAUGAAGCGAAGGUCUUUGAGGGCAAGACCAGGAGUCUUUUCUUUGGCGGGAGGAAGUGACGCGGACUAGUGGGAGGA